This is a messenger RNA of Coturnix japonica (Japanese quail), 1773 nucleotides long. It is a transcript of the gene ERP44, whose product is annotated as endoplasmic reticulum protein 44. Gene Ontology annotation, cellular component: endoplasmic reticulum membrane; endoplasmic reticulum-Golgi intermediate compartment. Gene Ontology annotation, biological process: protein folding. NCBI's taxonomy places the organism in Eukaryota, Metazoa, Chordata, Aves, Galliformes, Phasianidae. Gene Ontology annotation, molecular function: protein disulfide isomerase activity. The record is from RefSeq and is a predicted model, not a curated record.
CCGAGCGUGGGAGCCGCGUUUCUCCCCCCCCAACCCCGCAGCCGGGCGCCUGAUCUACCAUGAGACCCGCCAUCUUCCUGCUCCUGCCUCAGCCCGGCCGCCUCUUCCUCCUCUUGGUGUCUUGGCUUUUUAAUCCAACAAGAAGUGAAAUAACAAGUCUAGAUAGCGGAAAUAUAGAUGACAUUUUAAACAAUGCAGAUGUUGCUUUAGUUAAUUUUUAUGCUGAUUGGUGCCGCUUCAGCCAAAUGUUGCAUCCUAUUUUUGAGGAGGCCUCUAAUGUAAUAAAGGAAGAAUACCCAGAUAAGAAUCAAGUAGUGUUUGCUAGAGUGGACUGUGAUCAGCAUUCGGAUAUAGCUCAGAGAUACAGGAUAAGCAAAUACCCAACACUGAAGCUCUUCCGGAAUGGAAUGAUGAUGAAGAGAGAAUACAGGGGCCAGAGGUCUGUGACAGCAAUAGCAGAUUAUAUCAGGCAGCAGAAGAGCAAUCCUAUCCGGGAGGUCCAGGAUUUGGAAGAAAUCAAUACCGUAGAUCGGAGCAGAAGAAAUAUCAUCGGGUACUUCGAGCAAAAGGACUCUGACAAUUACAGAACAUUUGAAAGAGUAGCAAAUAUUUUACACGAUGAUUGUGUAUUCCUGUCUGCCUUUGGGGCUAUUUCAAAAGCAGAGCGAUUUAGCGGAGACAAUAUAAUCUACAAGCCACCAGGGGAAAAUGCUCCGGAUAUGGUGUAUUUGGGCUCCCUAACCAAUUUUGAUUUGAUUUAUGCGUGGACACAAGAUAAAUGUGUGCCGCUCGUUCGAGAAAUUACAUUUGAAAAUGGGGAGGAAUUGACAGAAGAAGGCCUUCCUUUCCUCAUACUUUUUCACAUGAAGGAUGAUUUGGAGAGCUUAGAGAAAUUCCAACAGGAGGUUGCACGACAGUUAAUAAGUGAAAAAGGUACAAUAAACUUCCUCCAUGCUGACUGUGACAAAUUCAGACACCCACUCCUCCACAUUCAAAAGACUCCCACAGACUGUCCAGUUAUCGCCAUUGAUAGCUUCAGGCACAUGUACGUCUUCCCAGACUUCAACGACUUGUCAGUUCCAGGUAAACUGAAGCAAUUCGUACUAGACUUGCAUUCUGGAAAACUGCAUAGAGAGUUUCAUCAUGGCCCUGAUCCAACUGAUGUAGCACCUGGACAGACAAUUCAGGAUGUAGCCAGCAGCCCACCAGAGAGCUCCUUCCAGAAACUGGCACCCAGUGAACAUAGGUACACCUUAUUGAGGGAAAAAGAUGAACUUUAAAAACUUGAAACAAUUUUGCAAGCCUUUCAGACAGCAGCAUUGACUUCCGUGUGGUGGAAAUAGUAAACCUAUAUUUUCAUAAUUCUAUGUGUAUUUUUAUUUUCAAUAAACUGAAAAAUAAUUUUUUUUCUUCCCCAGGCUUGUAAAUAAAUGGGUUUGGUGGGUCCUUCUGUACAGCAUCUUUCCAACAAUGCGUUCUUAAUGCUCUAGUAAAAUACCAGAGACCCAUUCAGACACUUGAUGUAACAAUUCUGUAAAACUUUUAUAAUCCAAAUGAAGGUAUCCCUGCCAGAGACAUGCUGUUAACUUGCACUAUCCCAUUCGAUAGGAUUUUGGGGUUUUUUUCUGUGUAAUCUUGGUAGUAUGUGCUUUCUGUUCUUCUUCAUGUGAACAGCUCUCCUGGUAAUCUAUUUCUUUGUCACGUUUUUCUCCGACUUGAGAGGGUCUUCUAUUCUGGAUACUUGGGAGGGGAAUAAAUUAAAGUUUUACAGAA